GAGUUGCCUGUACAUGUAAAAACGUAGCGUUAAUUUUUCAGACCACAUAAUUCCCUUCGUGUUUUCAGAGGGACACAUUUGCCGGGUGGCGCAUCACAUCUGGAGGGGGAGCAUCAGUCAAGAGUAUCCCAACAUCAAUCUUCGCGUAUUAGUAGUUUGUCUGUGGAAAAUUCCACCUGACAGUUUUUUCUGAUGAGUGAUUUUCAGUUCUGCUCCGGAUUCUAACGUCUUUUGAUCAUAACGGAAGAAGUGUUGUGCCCACAUGGGCAGCGUUCUGGCUUUGUCUUCUGGUCCAGGCCAUCAUAACUGGCCUUUUUCCACGGACCCCCCACCUUCUCGCUGGAACGCACAUCCUGCUCACUGGGACAGUCCGCCACGCUGGGAAAGGAGAGAUGGCCGCCUACCCAACCCAGGCAGCUUUCACUCUCUCCACAGGAGCUGCAAAGAUGUGUUUCCUCAACAGAUUGAGGGAGUCAAGAUGAUCCUCAAUAAAACUCUGAGCAGCUUCUUCAAGGUCAGUCAUACUCUCCACCUCAGUGCUGUCAGUCCCUCGUACUAUCGUUUCCACGUGGAGCAUCUGCAGUCUGACGAUUACAGCAAGGACAAGGAUGCCCCAGCAUUGAUCGGAGAGAUGGACUCUUCAGGCAGUCUGAAUGCUCAUGCUCUGCUCCAUGUCACUGAGCGCGUACGAGCCAGAACAGUUUUCCAGACACAGCAGUCCCAGUUUGUAACGUGGCAGUUUGAAACUGAGUAUAGAGGGAAUGACUUCACUGCCGCUGUAACAGUAGCCAAUCCAGACGUCCUCAGAGAAUCAGUUAUUCUUGUGGCACACUUCCUGCAGAGUGUGUCUUCUGGGCUGGUUUUAGGUGGGGAGCUGGUCUACCAUCGGGGCCGAGCAGAGGAAGGAGGAAUUCUUACUCUGGCUGGACAGUACUCAAGACCCAACUGGGUAGCGACGCUGAAUGCUGGCAAAGGAGGUGCCCAUGCUAGCUACUAUCACAGAGCCAACAAACAGAUCCAAAUCGGGGUGGAGUUUGAAGCCAGUACCAGGACACAGGAGACCACAACAUCCUUUGGGUACCAGAUGGAACUUCCAGAGGCCAACAUGGUCUUUCGAGGUAUGAUAAACAGUAGGUGCAUAAUAGGAGGUGUGUUGGAGAAGCGUCUGACCCCGCUCCCUGCCACCCUGAUUAUGGGUGCCUUUGUAAAUCACAGAGGUGACAAGCUGCAAGUGGGCCUAGGCAUCAACGUGGGAUAAUCCGCCACUAACCCCUGCCUGAGUUAAAGCUUGCUGUCAGGACAUCCAUCAAGAGACCUAUUUCAAGGGCUUCUUUUUGACCCAAUCUUCCGAGGUAAAACACUUGAAGCCCCUAUUGUGGAUUGUUUGGGUGUUGAAGCUCAGAAUUGAAGCUUGCAACCUACCUUUCAAAAUGGAGGUGAUGUUUUCUGAUUGGAUUAUACAAGAAAAAUGAACAUGGAGGGGCUCAAAAACUGUGACUGAAGAUGUGUUACUGUUCCCCUGAAACCAAACUGCACAUCACCUUCCGGACAACGGGAACAGAAAGGAUGUUUACUACUGUAAACUGAAAAUAAUUAAAGGUUUUAUACUGUAAAGAAACAUAAUGUAUGAAGAUUAUAUAGAAAAAUAAUUGUGUUUUUUUUAUUUUUUAGCCCAUUAACUAUAAUUCUUGUAUACCAGAUCUGUCUGCUGACCAUUUUCUUAAUGAAAACAUCAACUUCUAGAAACAGGAAACCUGUUUUGGAGAAAUACAAAUGACCAAAUUCACUUCAUUCUUUUCUCAAUGUCCAUAUCGGCUAACUGUUUCUAACCUUAACCCUAGUCUUGCAUUGCCGGACCCACCUCCACAGCGCUGUGUUAGUUUGCUGGAAUAUGGUCUGGCUACACCACUUAUCUACUAUGGAAUAAGGGAAACGCUCUGGCUUGUUUGUAUUUCUUUAAACCAGUUACAACCGUCUUGGGCGGUGCUAAGCCCCGGCUGCAUCAACGGUGCCCUUGCAAAGUAGAUAGCAGAGAUAGCGGAAGCGGAGGAAUGUCAGGCUUUAUGCCAGCACUGUACAUCCAUUGAGCCAGACUAUCCUAACCCUAAUGCCUAAAGGAUCAAUCUAAAAAUAAAGUGGUCGGCAGAAAGAAAAUAGUGUAAAAUCAUGCUAAAACGCUAGUGUGUUCCUUAAAACUGUGUGUAUGAGUAAGUAAUUGUGUGUUUGAUUGUGUGCACAUCUAUUUUUCCAGCAUAUAAAACUAUGUGAGAAACCACACAUGAACAGUCGGUUGACUGUUAAAGAAAAGGUGUUGCUCCAUCCACCCGAGGGAUGUGAUAUAUAUAUAGAUUUAUAUAAAUAUUAUAUUAUAUAUAAUAUAUAUAUAUAUAUAUAUAUAAUAUAUAUAAUAUAUAGAUAUAUAUUAUAUAUAUAUAUAUAUAUAUAUAAGACAUUUGGAAGCACUGACCUCAAUGAAAUCUGCACUACUCACGCUGCUUCUGGGCAUUCCCAGUCCUGUUCAACAUAUGACUGCAUAUUAUUUAUACAUUAUGUAAUAUAAGCAUAGAGAGAAGUGGAAGGAAGUGACUGUCUUUUGGACUUAAUUUAUUAAAGAUGCUAUUUCUAUC
This is a messenger RNA of Etheostoma spectabile (orangethroat darter), 2627 nucleotides long. Its product is annotated as mitochondrial import receptor subunit TOM40B. The coding region runs from base 263 to 1258 and encodes 331 amino acids. Gene Ontology annotation, molecular function: transmembrane protein transporter activity. Gene Ontology annotation, cellular component: mitochondrial outer membrane. The record is from RefSeq and is a predicted model, not a curated record. Gene Ontology annotation, biological process: protein import into mitochondrial matrix. Lineage: Eukaryota; Metazoa; Chordata; Actinopteri; Perciformes; Percidae. The transcript has 10 exons.